AUGCACACAUUCUGGCUCCGCCUACGAGAACCGCCGGGUGGUACCUCCGCGUUCGACAGUCAAAGACCAUCUACCACCUACGAAUUGGUUCCAAGAAAAGAGGGAAAGAAAACUGCCACUAGAAGAUGCAGAGUCUGCUCCCAGACGAAAGCAGAAACAAAGAAAAGAAAUACAUGUGUACAGAAUGCGACGUUGGGCUAUGGGUAGUGCCCUGCUUUCGGAUUUAUCAUCAAGUAGCGGACUUUUGAAACUUAACUUUCUCAAUGUUUUUUUUUCGUUCAGUCCUGGGUUUUUUUAUUACAUUUUCAGC
Acanthoscelides obtectus is the source of this 310-nucleotide messenger RNA. Lineage: Eukaryota; Metazoa; Arthropoda; Insecta; Coleoptera; Chrysomelidae. The record is from the annotation of a GenBank genome assembly.